CCGGGUCAGCGAUCGUAUAUAUAUAUAUAUAUCUUCGACUUCUGGGGUCCAGACAGCAGCAGCAGCUAUGGGGGAGGUUGUCAAUCCCGCUGUGAAGCUCGGCAUCCUGGGAUGCGCAAGCAUUGCCAGAAAGGUUUCCAGAGCAAUUCUACUAGCAGGGUCCGGGGUUGAGCUCUACGCGAUUGCCAGCCGGUCCCUGGAAAAGGCACAGGAGUUCGCCAAAGCCAACGGAUUCCCCUCUUCGGCUAAAGUCUAUGGCAGCUACGAUGAACUCCUGGACGACGACGCCGUGGACGCCGUCUACGUUCCUCUGCCGACGGGGCUCCAUUUGGAAUGGGUGCUCAAAGCGGCUGCCAAGGGGAAGCACAUUCUGCUGGAGAAGCCACUGUCGCUCAACAACGAGGAUCUGGACAAGAUGGUGGACGCCUGCGAGAGCAAGGGGCUGCAGCUCAUGGACGGGACUAUGUGGAUGCAUCACCCGCGGACCGAGCGCAUGCACAAGGAUUUGCAGGCCCUCGGGGACAUCAAAGAGGUCCGGUCGACUUUCAGCUUCCCGGCUCAAAUCCUCUUCCCGGGCUUCCUCAAGAACAAUAUCCGAGUGAAAGCCGGGCUGGACGAGCUGGGGGCGCUGGGCGAUAUCGGCUGGUACUGCAUCCGCGCCAUCUUGUGGGCGCUCGACUACCGCCUCCCGGAUCUCGUGACGGCCUUGCCCAACGCCACCAUCAACGAGAGCGGCGUGAUCACCGCCUGUUCCGCGAGGAUGGUGUGGAUAAAGAAGAAUCGCCAGGACGAACAGGACGAACAGGAAGAGGGCGAGACAACAGUGGCGACAUUUAGCUGCUCCUUCCACGCCUUCAUGACAAUGCACGUCACGGUGCAGGGCACGACGGGCGCGCUCGCGUGCGACGACUUCGCCAUACCCUUCAGCGACGCGCGGGCGGCGUACCGGGUGCUGUCCAAUGCCGGGUUCGCGGACAUGGAUCUGACGUGGCGGCUGGAGUCGCGGGACGUGGUGGUGGACAACGAGGUGCCGCAGGAGGCGGCCAUGGUGCGCGAGUUCGCGAGGAUCGUGUCCGGGAUCAAGCGCGGUGGCGGCGCGGUGGAGCGCGGGUGGCACGACAAGGCCAAGAAGACGCAGGCGGUGCUGUGCGCGGUGAGAGACUCCAUCGCUGCGGGAUACAAGACGAUUUCACUGUCCUAGGACAAUACGUCGGUACUACCCCUUCAAAAAUAACAGUUACCUGUUUUGUUUUAGACCAUGAUGUCCGUACUAUUAAAUAAAAAAAUGAAACCAUCAUGUUCGUACCA
Molecule: messenger RNA, 1308 nt
Organism: Selaginella moellendorffii
Lineage: Eukaryota; Viridiplantae; Streptophyta; Lycopodiopsida; Selaginellales; Selaginellaceae
Exons: 2
Coding region: 68-1201 (377 amino acids)
Molecular function (GO): nucleotide binding
Source: RefSeq, a predicted model, not a curated record